Molecule: messenger RNA, 1230 nt
Organism: Pollicipes pollicipes
Lineage: Eukaryota; Metazoa; Arthropoda; Thecostraca; Pollicipedomorpha; Pollicipedidae
Product: serpin I2-like
Exons: 4
Coding region: 445-1230 (261 amino acids)
Molecular function (GO): serine-type endopeptidase inhibitor activity
Source: RefSeq, a predicted model, not a curated record
GAGGACUUGUUCACGGCUAAAGCGUCCGUGGAGGCUGGUUCUGGGCGCGCGUGGGCAGUCGACAUUUGACUUUUGGCAUCAGUCGUUGAAGUAUUCAAGGGCCACCCAUCACUCACAUAAGUACGCAGCCGCGUGUCAGGCCACACCAUGGCAUGCGUGGCACAUGGUACAGCUCGCGUGCGCCUCCAUGUGGCUGAGGUGCGCGGUCAUUAGCAUGCAGCGCUUCCCUGGCCGAAACCACGUGCCCUCGCCGCGGUCGAGUCCCAGCUGAUCGGUUCGUCCACUCGAUAGAUCCGUGACCUGCUGCCGCCGGGCAACGCGCAGCUGGUGGCCGUGCUCGUCAGCGCCAUCUACUUCCGGGCCGAGUGGCGCACGGCGCUCGAUGCGCGCCGCACGCAGCCGGCGCCGUUCACGACAGCGGACGGCCGCCGCCAGACCGUCCAGAUGAUGGCCGGCGACGGCCAGUACGGCUACCUGCGUAGCGAGUCGGGCCGCUUCACCGCGAUCGCCAUGCCCUACAAGGACGAAAGGUACCAGAUGAUCCUCGUGUUGCCCGACCAGGGCGCCAGUGUAGGGGACACCCUCAAUCAAGUCGACGCUGACGCAAUGUACAAACAAAUGCGCCAUCAGGAGGUGGAGAUAAAGUUUCCGAAGUUCCGUGUGCAGACCAAGUUGCAGCUGACGGACGUGCUGAAAAGGGUGGGAGUGCGCCAAGUGUUCACGUCGCUGGCGAACCUGCAGCGGAUGUCGCCCGACCCGCGCCUCUACGUGAGUGAUGCACGCCACAGCGCCAUCAUCGAGACGGACGAGCGCGGCAGCGAGGCGGCCGCCGCCACCUCGAUCAGCAUCAGCGCGCGCAGCUUCUUCACGGCGCCGACGCCGUCGUUCGUCGCCGACCGGCCGUUCCUCUUCUAUGUGUAUGACGUGACCUCGGCGAACGUGCUGUUCAGUGGCCAGGUGGCGGACGCGGCGGCGGCGCAGGCCGGCGCGGUCGGCGCGGCCGGCACGGCUGGCGCGCGGCCCGUCCUCCUGGCGGCCAACGGGGCGCGUCAGCGGGCCGCGCGCGGCCCGGUUCCAGCCGACGAGCCCGGUGCCGACGCUGGCGCAGGGCCGGUUUGCCGCGCAGGGUCAGUUCCGGCCGGCGGGCACGUCGCAAGGCCAGUUUCUGACGGGUCGCUCCGGGGCGGGCUCGUCCCGUACAAUACAGAGAUGCCCUCCGAACAGUUGUAG